This is a messenger RNA of Malurus melanocephalus (red-backed fairy wren), 861 nucleotides long. Its product is annotated as serine protease 55-like. Gene Ontology annotation, biological process: proteolysis. Bases 1 to 861 code for a protein of 286 amino acids. The record is from RefSeq and is a predicted model, not a curated record. Gene Ontology annotation, molecular function: serine-type endopeptidase activity. The transcript has 6 exons. NCBI's taxonomy places the organism in Eukaryota, Metazoa, Chordata, Aves, Passeriformes, Maluridae.
AUGCUGCUGCUCGCCCUCUCCUGUUUAGCUUCCCUGACCAGCAGUGUCCAGGCAGAUUUUUGCGGCCUCCGCCCGUCCUACGAGUCCUUCCAGACGACUGGCAAGAGGCUUGGGGCCGGGACCCGCGCCAGGCCCGGCGAGUUCCCGUGGCACGUCAGCAUCCGCAGCCAAGGGAAGCAYAUCUGCGGCGGCACCAUCAUCAGCGCGCUCUGGAUCCUGACGGCGGCCCACUGCUUCACCGAGGAGCUGCCAUCAGAUCUGACGGUGGCYGUGGGGGGAGUGGACCUCAGCCUCCCACUGGAGGAGCACAACCCUGACAGCUUGAUCCUGCACGAGGAGUUCAACAGCACCAGCCUGCAGAAUGACAUUGCCCUGAUCCUGCUCAGCCACCCCAUCGAGUUCAGCAAGGAGAAAAUCCCCGUCUGCUUGCCCUUUGUGUGYGACAUGGACACGUGGCAGCACUGCUGGGCUGCCGACUGGGCGAGCACGAGUGCAGAUGCAGCUGUGCCCCACAUGCUGCAGAAAACGCGGGUGAAGCUGAUCAGCAGGGAGCAGUGCCUGGAGCAGAUCCCACAGCUCGUGGAGAGUGUGAUGUGUGCUGARGCAGUGCAGGGAGAAGGAGAAGGAGGCUGCCAGGUGGACAGCGGGGGCCCUCUGGUCUGCAGCUACUGGAACACCAUGAAGUGGUUCCAGGUCGGCAUCGUCACUGGAGGAAGGCCAAAGCACAGGAUUUUAACAUCAGUUUACACCUACCAGGACUGGAUUGAGAAGGAAACAGCCAUAAGGGGGAAACCUUUCUUCACAGAGGGUGUGGACAAUGGAGCACAUCUCAGGAUUGCUCGUUCCAAGGAUGUCACAUAG